AUGAGUGCUGGGUGUGCUGUACCACUGGAAGAAGUGGACCACAAACAGAGAACUAAGGAUGCGAACCUGGAGAGAGAAAUUUUGAAGGGCAAACCUCGGAGGACAGCGGUGCCGACUAGAAUGAUCUUGGAGAUUGCCUGUCCGCUGGUAUCGUUGGAGACUUUAAACCUAUCAUUGCAAAGUAACUAUGACAGUAGCAGUGAAGCUGCAUCUAUGUUUGGACCCGUCUUGAGACGUACACCACGCACACCAUACUCAUGUUCAGAAGCGGACGUCGAAUUAGUAAGAAAAGGUACAAACGGAUGUGAGAGCGGUAGUUCUCUCUCGCGGAUCUGUGGCAAUGACGUUCCUGACGGAAACGGCAGUUGGUCCAUUGGGGUCAUAGACCCGGCCUAUGUUGGACAUUGUCUCGUCCAUAGUGACAGCACGUCCAGCAAGUCUCGUCGGUAUUCUGCUGGUAAGGCCACGUCCCUUUCGGGCAGUCCCAAGGUUGCCUGCUUCAAGAGAAUCUGCUACCGCGACUUCAGUACCACUAGCAGCAGCGAGGAUUGUAAGGUAAACGAUUUCAACGAGCUUCAUGGUAUCUGUUGCUAUGACAAGGUCUUCGAAGAAACUAUUAUGUCUUGGUUCAAUGGAAUGCGUGGUGUGGCACAAGAGGGCUACUCACCGCAACAGAAGGCGGUCGUUUCCGAGGUCUUUUUGACAUAA
Molecule: messenger RNA, 708 nt
Organism: Suillus bovinus
Lineage: Eukaryota; Fungi; Basidiomycota; Agaricomycetes; Boletales; Suillaceae
Exons: 7
Coding region: 1-708 (235 amino acids)
Source: RefSeq, a predicted model, not a curated record